CAAAACAAACGUCGCGUGUGCAACGCGUUUGCACGUGCGGAUGGGCAUUUUGUCCCGUAUUAUUCAUAUAAUGGUGUAUAAAGAACCUGAUUUUCCGUGGCCAGACUGCCCAGUAGUUUACUCCACCCGUGAACUCUCAUAUUUCUUGGCUUCAAAGGCGGGGUAAAUACCUGAACAUGGAUGGAUCUGGCGGCUCCGGCAGCCCUGGCGCUGCCCAGUCGGGAAGCGGAGUGGAGUCGGCAGGGGACCAGGAGGACGACCCGUCCUCCUCCUCUUUCCUCACCGUUUUGAGCGAGACAUCAGAGUCGCAGAACCAGCAGCCGGCCCUGGAGGAUGACCUGGAGCAGUUCCGGCUGCGAUGGAAGCAGGAGGUCUCUCAGCAGCGACAGCAGCAGCAGCAGACUGCCCCGACCUCGGCUGGAUCCCGUACAGCCGCCGCAGACACCGGCUCGGCCACCAAACUGGAUCAGGCGGUCGAGCUGUACAUGGACGGCAUGCGACUGGAGCAGCGCGGCCUGCUGUACGAGGCCAUCCAAAAGUACCGGCGCGCCGAGCAAACUAACGCCGCUGUGGAGGAGGAGGUGCGCCGCGUGCUGCUGGCCAGGCACCAGGCUCAGCAGCAACAGCAACAGCAGUCUCAACAACAGAAACAACAGCAGCAACACACGGACGCUCCGCCCGCGGGGGACGGUGGGGAGGACUCUGACGAGGAACAGGAGGACUCGCCAGAGGACGUGCUGCGGCGACUGCAGCAGCUGAGCCUUCAGGACGCCCGCUGCUGCCAGCCCAACGUCCCACAGACGGCGCGGCACAUCUCCUGCCUGCCCGGCGAGGUGAUGCAGCUGAUCACCUGUUGGGUGGUGUCCUCUGACCUGGACGUCCGCUCCCUGGACAUGCUGGCGCUGGUGUGUCGUGGCUUCUACCGGCUCGCAAGGGAUAACGCCGUCUGGAAACGCAUCUGCCGACGGGCUCUCGGCCCGGGGGCUGCUGAAUCAUCCGGUCCGUCGCCCGUAUGGCGCGAGCUGUACCUGUCACGACCCCACCUCCACUUCAACGGCUGCUACAUCAGCCGCGCCUCGUACAUCCGCGGCGGCGAGCUGAGCGGCUACCAGGACCACACGUACCGGCCCUGGCACAUGGUGCACUACCAUCGGCUGCUGCGCUUCUUCGCCGACGGCCAGCUACUGAUGCUGACCUCUGCUGACGAGCCGGCGGCGUGUGUGGGCCAGCUGCAGCUGCAGCGGCCCGGCACCGCCGUGCCGGGGCACUAUCGGCUCAAGGGUGACCGAAUGGUGGCCGUUCUGAGCGUCCCCCGAGAGGCCAGCCGACGGAUGAAGUCGGGCCGGGUGCGCCUCAGGCGACGGGAGAUGGUCCAGUACGACCCCGGACAACAGAUGCUGCACAUCGAGCUGGACGUGCAGCCGUUCCGGCUGGUCUGGCACUCGUACAAGGUCGUCACCGUCUACAGCAACGGCACUGAGUCGACGCACGCCAUCGCGCUCAACGACCAGUACCCGGCGAUGGUGUUCUCUCGGGUCCGCAGCUACACGACUACCAGCGAGGCGCCGCUGCGCUGAGCGACGUUCGGGCGAGGUCAGAGCCGGUAGCUGGUUGUGAUGACCGGGGCUCCCUCAGCAGAGAGCUGCAGAGGCGUGCCGCUCACUGCCCAGUGUACACCCGCGUACCUGUCGAGAGUGUGACUGUGGUACGUUGCAAGAUGGCGUCUUACGAGCCUUAUAGACGCCCCAGCCGGCUGUCAUUUGAGAGACCACCCGUUUUAUGGGCUGGUGGGCGCGGUAGCUUGCGCGAUCGGUUAAGCCGUCAUGGUCGGCUUGCUUUGGAUUGUUUUCUGUGUGAUUUUUACUUAACCCCUCUCGUCGGCAAACCCAACGACUGACGUGCCGCGGAUCACCUUUUGUGACGUUUCCGCCCGUACGCAGAUUAUUGAUUGUUAACUUGAACCGAAGCCAGGAUAUAGUUUCAGGUGCGACGGGACCGCUGUCUCGUUUUGACCACAUUUGAUGGAAGAUACUGUAUAUUUUAAGAUGCCCGGCAGUUGUCAGCGGACAGGGGCGGCUGGGUGCUUAUGUGGUGACUUGGCGUGAGCGUUAGUUGGGCAAUAGGGGUCCAAGAGAGAUAUAUUUUGUGGUUUAAUUAGGCCCGUGCCUGCGUGAUCCAGUGAUCCUUGUCCUGAUGGACACUAACUUUCAUCACUAACGUCGGACGAAUAAGGAGUGUUGUACUAAGCGCGGCUGAUGAUGCUUGUGGUCGCCUGUAGAAGAAAUACACAGGCUGCCGGAU
This is a messenger RNA of Amphibalanus amphitrite, 2301 nucleotides long. Its product is annotated as F-box only protein 9-like. Gene Ontology annotation, cellular component: SCF ubiquitin ligase complex. The record is from RefSeq and is a predicted model, not a curated record. Bases 177 to 1577 code for a protein of 466 amino acids. The transcript has 9 exons. NCBI's taxonomy places the organism in Eukaryota, Metazoa, Arthropoda, Thecostraca, Balanomorpha, Balanidae. Gene Ontology annotation, biological process: SCF-dependent proteasomal ubiquitin-dependent protein catabolic process. Gene Ontology annotation, molecular function: protein binding.